Messenger RNA from Miscanthus lutarioriparius, 789 nucleotides. NCBI's taxonomy places the organism in Eukaryota, Viridiplantae, Streptophyta, Magnoliopsida, Poales, Poaceae. The record is from the annotation of a GenBank genome assembly.
AUGCAGCUGGACAAGGGGUCCCUGGACCUGGUGCUGGUGCCAUGCGGGCUGGUGGUGAUGCUGAGCUACCACCUCCUCCUCCUCUACCGCAUCCUCCGGCACCCCGCCAGCACCGUGAUCGGCUACGAGAACCACAACAAGCUCGCCUGGGUGCGCCGCAUGGUGCAGCCGGCAGCGACCCCCGACGAGACGGCGCUGGCGCUGAGCGUCAUCUCCAGCAACAUCUCGGCGUCCACCAACCUGGCGUCACUGUCCAUCGCGCUGGGUUCCCUCAUCGGCGCCUGGGUCAGCAGCACCACCAAGAUGUUCAUGACGGAGCUCGUCUACGGCGACCGCAGCCAGUCCACAGCCACCGUCAAGUACAUCUCCCUGCUCGUCUGCUUCCUCGCCUCCUUCACCUGCUUCAUCCACUCCGCCAGGUACUACGUCCAGGCCAGCUUCCUCAUCACCACGCUCGACUCCGACGUGCCAGCGGCCUACGUGCAGCACGCCGUCAUCCGGGGCGGCAACUUCUGGUCCAUGGGCCUCCGGGCGCUCUACCUGGCCACCACGCUGCUCAUGUGGGUCUUCGGGCCCAUACCCAUGUUCGCCUGCUCCGUGCUCAUGGUGGCCAUCCUCCACAUGCUGGACACAAACUCCCUGCCCCUGCACCAGCACCAGUUCACAGUUAGGAAACGGCACGAGCAGAGAGCUCUCACCUCAACCAUCGCUGCGAGGCAGCAGCAGCCCAGUCCGCAGAAUCCAAUGCUCAGCAACCCAGUCUUGUCACCUGUUACAUUUUUCAGUUGA